This is a messenger RNA of Symbiodinium sp. CCMP2592, 975 nucleotides long. NCBI's taxonomy places the organism in Eukaryota, Dinophyceae, Suessiales, Symbiodiniaceae. The record is from the annotation of a GenBank genome assembly.
AUGCCUACCGCAGAGGUGCAAGAAGGCGCUCCUAUCAGGGUGGUCCAUCUGCAGGCUCGCGGUGACAAGCAGACGGUCCUGGAUCCGGUUCAUGCGGAGUUGCGGUUCCUGUCGAAGUGGCGGCCGCACCUUCGUUUGAAAUUCGAAGGGUCCAGCUAUCCCACCAUCGCUGCGCUGGGGCAACUUCCGGCUGCUUUAUCAGCAGACCACGGUGUCGUCGCUCGCAAGGACCUGAGGCAGCUCUUGGCAUACGUGGAUCCCCAGGGAUACGGAGCAUCCCUCGCUUCAGACGAUGAAGCUUUCUUGCACCUUCUAGAUCGAGUCGGGAUCCUGAUCGCGGCACUGCUUUACCAGGAUGCAAGUAUCUGGGAAAUGCACACGCGACCGACCCUGCUCUCCUGCGCGCCGCCUGGCUUUGGCACGGUCACAGCCUUGAUGGAGCGCCGGCGGCAGAGGCAGCGGCUCCAGGAGGCCACCACGUGCGGUCUGCCGAGCGCCCAGAUCCACAGCAGUUCGAUGAUUCUGGAGCUGCGAACAGCAUUGGAGGCGUUGUCAGAACGACUCGGCGACCAAAGCUUCGGAAAAGGAACUGACAAGCAAUCCGGCAGUGAUCGUGAAGACAGGCAUGGGUUCAGCCGCCUCGAUGCACGAGCUUACGCGUUCCGAACUCGGCUGUUGCAGAGCUUGGCAGUUGCAAGUCCCAUGAUGACUUCAUUUCGGACUGUCCGGAGUCUUACGGAAGUGUCGGGCUCGAAGAGCGACCGGUGCCCUUGCAGCGGAGCUGGGAGCGCUUCCACAGGAAGUCUCCCUUGUACAGAUGAAGACCGUGUACCUGCUGAGGCAUGGAGAAGCGCUUCACAACUUGGUCGACAAAGGUGCCGGCAGCUACGAGCGGCGCAGGGACCCCUCAUUGGCGGACCCUCCCCUGACAGACAAGGGCACCUCUCAGGCAUUGGCUGCCAGAGAUCUGCUUGA